GACGACUUGUUGCCCCUCUGUGGUGGUGGAGAGAAAACGAUCUCUGGACGCGCGUCUGCAGCCUGCCUGCCUGCCUUGCUCACAGUCUUGCUGGUUGGCUCGAUUACCACCUCUGUCCCUCUCCGCCGCUCCAUCGCGAGAGAUUGCUCGCCUGGCUCAGUUCAGAACACACGACGUUUCGAACCGUUUCAUUCUGUUCGUACACUCAUCAUGACCAGCACGACGACCGCCAGUUUCGUUCCCCAACCGGUGAAAGGCCCACCCGACGACCAGAAUAUUUUCCAGGCAUUCGCGCGCCUGGUCACCAAUAUAGUUAUGGUGUUUUACUUCAUCCUCGAAGCCUUCGUCCUAAAGUUUGUGCCCUCAAAGUUACGGUUCAAGAACAUCCAGGACGAAAUUGUGCUCGUGACGGGAGCCGGAUCCGGAAUCGGGAGGCUAAUGGCCACGAAAUUCGCCGACUUAGGAGCUAAAGUUGUCUGCUGGGACAUCAGCAAGGACGGAAUGGAAGAAACGGUCAACGAUAUCAAAAAUAAGGGCGGUAUCGCCUUCUCGUUCGUAUGCAAUGUCGCCGACAGACAAACAGUCUACGCAGUGGCUGACAAAGUUCGUGAUGAAGUUGGUAAGGUGUCCAUCAUCGUUAAUAACGCUGGAAUCGUAUAUGGAAAACGAUUGCUGGAGCUUCAAGACGAGCAAAUCGAGAAGUCGUUCGCUGUCAACUGUCUGGCACAUUAUUGGAUCGUGAAAGCUUUCCUGCCCGACAUGCAAUCCUCGAACCAUGGCCACAUCGUGUCGAUUGCCUCGCUUGCGGGACAAACGGGAGUCAAUCGACUAACUGACUAUUGCGGGACGAAGUUCGCAGCCGUCGGGUUCGCGGAAUCACUAGCUCUGGAGCUCUACCAGGAAGGCUACACCGGUAUCCGAUCCACCGUGGUGUGUCCGUACUUCAUUGACACUGGAAUGUUCCACGGGGUGAACGGAGGAGCUUUCGCUUUCCUAUCGCCGGACUACGUCGCGAGUGAGGUGGUCAAGGGAGUACUUCUGAACAAGGACGUCGUAAUCCUGCCGCCGCAUCUGGUGCCACUCGUGGCUCUCAAACAUUGGUUCCCCGCGUCAGCGUUGGCGUUCUUCGCGAGAGAAACCGGUGUACUCCACUCUAUGGAUUCUUUCAAUCCAGCCCUACGGAACAAGAAGCUCAAUUAAUUCAAUUAAAGUCAUCUUGUAGAUAAGCUUGAUUUCAUCGGAUAUGAGCAUAUAGAUUAGCGAUUUCUGCUCGCUUUGACUCGAAUCGAAGCUAGGUACCAGAAACGUCUUUGAGUUGUGAGAGGAUAAUAAAGUCGUAACUUGGGAAGAUUAA
Molecule: messenger RNA, 1354 nt
Organism: Galendromus occidentalis (western predatory mite)
Lineage: Eukaryota; Metazoa; Arthropoda; Arachnida; Mesostigmata; Phytoseiidae
Product: epidermal retinol dehydrogenase 2
Exons: 5
Coding region: 211-1200 (329 amino acids)
Cellular component (GO): lipid droplet
Molecular function (GO): oxidoreductase activity, acting on the CH-OH group of donors, NAD or NADP as acceptor
Source: RefSeq, a predicted model, not a curated record